AUGUCUGAGAAAUUUUCGCCGGCGCUUCGGAUUGGAGAUCUCAACGAUUUCAUUGCACCGUCACAGGCAUGUAUAGUCUCCCUCAAGGGGGUAAAAAAGCCCAAUAAAGUUGAGGUGUCAAUAGCCGACAGACAAGUGAAGAAGUCAGAACCUGUUAAAAUUUCGCUCAAGGAUUGCUUGGCAUGCAGUGGAUGUGUCACAUCAGCAGAGACAGUUAUGCUGGAGAAGCAAGGUUUGGAUGAGUUUCUAUCCAAUAUUAAUCAAGGAAAGGCAGUGAUAGUGUCUGUUUCUCCUCAGUCGAGGGCUUCUAUUGCAGCUCAUUUUGGCAUUUCUCCUGUUCAGGCUUUCAAAAAACUGACCAGAUUUUUCAAAUCUUUGGGGGUGAGGGCUAUUUUUGAUACAAGUUGCAGUAGAGACUUGACCCUGGUCGAAUCUUGUGUGGAAUUCAUCACAAGAUAUAGACAAAAUCAAUUGCUAGAUGACGAGAGGAGCAAGUCAAGCCUACCCAUGAUUGCAUCUGCAUGCCCAGGUUGGAUAUGCUAUGCUGAAAAGCAACAUGGAUCCUUUGUCCUACCUUACAUUUCAUCGGUGAAGAGUCCCCAACAAACAAUUGGAACUAUCAUAAAGCGCUAUGUAUGCGAAGAUAUGAAACUCAGGCCAGAAGAAGUAUAUCAUGUCACAGUUAUGCCUUGUUAUGAUAAGAAGCUAGAGGCUUCUAGGGAUGACUUUGUUUUUCAAUUAGAACCCCAUGCUGAAGGGCAUGAAGGUGAAGAUAACUUGAUUUUGGAGGUAGAUUCAGUACUGACAACUGGAGAGAUUUUAGAAUUGAUUCAGUCAAAAGAAGUUGAUUUUAAAAGCAUAGAAGAGGCUUCUCUGGAUAAACUGUUAACAAAUGUUAAUGAAGAAGGACACCUUUACGGGGUUCAUGGAAGCUCUGGAGGUUAUGCAGAAACAAUAUUCCGAUAUGCUGCUAAAACACUUUUUGGAAGACAUAUUGAUGGCCCUUUGAACUUUAGAAACAUUAGAAAUUCAGAUUUUCAGGAAGUUACUUUGGAGGUGGAGGGAGAAACAGUGUUGAAAUUUGCUCUCUGUUAUGGUUUCCGAAAUUUGCAAAACAUUGUACGAAAACUUAAAACAGGGAAAUAUGAUUAUCAUUUCCUGGAAAUCAUGGCAUGCCCUUCAGGUUGCUUAAAUGGGGGUGGUCAAAUCAAACCAAUUUCAGGGCAAUCCGCUAAAGGACUGAGUCAGUUAUUAGAAUCAGUUUACAUGGAAAAUGUUUUGGAAGCAGAACCAUUCGACAAUCCCAUUAUUAAAGAUUUAUACGACAAGUGGCUUGAGCGGCCUGGUUCCGAGAAAGCUAGGAGAUACAUGCAUACACAAUAUCAUCCAGUCGAGAAAAGCAUCACUUCUCAGUUACAUAAUUGGUGA
Molecule: messenger RNA, 1428 nt
Organism: Lathyrus sativus (Indian pea)
Lineage: Eukaryota; Viridiplantae; Streptophyta; Magnoliopsida; Fabales; Fabaceae
Source: the annotation of a GenBank genome assembly